Molecule: messenger RNA, 2959 nt
Organism: Nycticebus coucang (slow loris)
Lineage: Eukaryota; Metazoa; Chordata; Mammalia; Primates; Lorisidae
Gene: WDR75
Product: WD repeat domain 75
Exons: 22
Coding region: 474-2834 (786 amino acids)
Biological process (GO): positive regulation of transcription by RNA polymerase I; positive regulation of rRNA processing
Cellular component (GO): nucleolus
Molecular function (GO): RNA binding; protein binding
Source: RefSeq, a predicted model, not a curated record
GGCAGAAGGGAAAACGUGUAUGAAACAAUUGUUUAGCAGUAUAUAAUAUAAAUUCACUGUGUCUGUGUCUUUUGCUUUUACCUUUUUUACAAAUGUCUUAGUUUGAUGUUUCCUAAACGGAAGAUGGCGGCACAGGCGCUGGGUCCUACCAUAGAGUCUCGCGCCUAGAGAGCCCGUGUGUGGCUUCCCGGGCCUGGGAAACUCGUCUAUUUACCCAGCUCAGUAGAGGAAGUUCAGGGCGGGGCCCGCAAUCGGGAUUUCCUCCGUCUGCGCGAAGAUGGUGGAGGAGGAGAGUCUCCGCGUGGUUCGUUGUGGAGGCAGCGAGUUAAACUUCAGGAGACCUGUGUUUUCUGCGGAUUCUAAGGGAUAUGUUUGAAGACCUCAAGACCCCCACUGGAUACCUGGAAUGUCACAUGGUAUGUUUUCUGUGUUUCCGGAGACUUUGUUAAAGUUUAUAGCACAGCCACAGAAGAAUGUGUCCACAUCCUACAUGGACACAGAAAUCUAGUGACUGGAAUCCAGCUCAACCCCAACAACCACCUACAGGUGCCAAGCAGCUGUAUUCUUGUUCCUUUGAUGGCACAAUUAAACUGUGGGACUAUGUAGAUGGCAUUUUGAUAAAGACUUUCAUAGUUGGAUGUAAACUUCAUGCCCUCUUUACUGUUACUCAAACUGAGGAUUCUAUCUUUGUUAUAAUAAAUAAAGAAAAACCAGAUGUAUUUCAGCUGGUUUCAGUGAAAUUGCCAAAAUCUUCAAGCCAGGAAAUAGAAGCUAAGGAGCUGUCCUUUGUUUUGGAUUAUAUAAACCAGUCACCCAAGUGCAUUGCCUUUGGAAAUGAGGGAGAAUACGUUGCUGCAGUGCGGGACUUUUACUUGUCUGUUUAUUUUUUCAAAAAGAAAACAACAUCAAGGUUUACUUUGUCAUCAUCAAGAAAUAAGAAACAUUCUAAGAACAAUUUCACAUGCGUAGCGUGUCACCCAAAGGAAGACUGCAUUGCAUCUGGUCACAAGGAUGGCAAAAUCCGCCUUUGGAGGAAUUUUAACGAUGAUAAGAAGUACACAUACACAUGUUUACAUUGGCACCAUGAUUUGGUUAUGGAUUUGGCUUUUUCAGUGACAGGCACCAGUCUGCUGAGUGGUGGUCGUGAGUCGGUACUGGUGGAGUGGCGUGAUACAGUGGAGAAGAAUAAGGAGUUUCUCCCCCGUUUAGGAGCUACUAUUGAACAUAUCGCAGUCUCACCUGCAGGAGAUUUGUUCUGUACUUCUCACUCAGAUAACAAGAUAGUAGUGAUUCACCGAAACCUUGAGGCAUCUGCAGUAAUUCAAGGCCUGGUGAAAGAUAGGAGUAUCUUCACUGGUUUGAUGAUUGAUCCAAGAACUAAAGCUUUGGUUUUGAAUGGAAAACCUGGCCACCUACAGUUUUAUUCUCUCCAGAGUGAUAAGCAGUUAUACAAUUUAGAUAUUAUACAGCAAGAAUUCAUCAAUGAUUAUGGUCUGAUUCAAAUUGAACUAACAAAGGCUGCAUUUGGCUGCUUUGGUAACUGGCUUGCAACAGUGGAACAACGACAAGAAAAGGAAACUGAGCUUGAAUUGCAAAUGAAACUGUGGCUAUUUAAUAAGAAAACACAAGGGUUUGUUCUUAACACAAAGAUUAACAUGCCACAUGAAGACCACAUCACAGCUCUUUGUUUCUGUAAUGCAGAAAAAUCUGAACAGCCUACCUUGGUUACAGCUAGUAAAGAUGGCCACUUCAAAGUGUGGAUAUUAACAGAUGAUUCUGAUAUAUACAAAAAAGCUGUUGGCUGGACCUGUGACUUUGUGGGUAGUUAUCACAAGUAUCAAGCAACUAACUGUAGUUUCUCAGAAGAUGGCUCUUUAUUAGCAGUUAGUUUUGAGGAAAUAGUCACAAUAUGGGAUUCUGGAACAUGGGAACUUAAAUGUACAUUUUGCCAACGAGCUGGGAAAAUAAGGCACCUUUGCUUUGGGAGAUUGACAUGUUCAAAGUAUCUAGUUGGUGCUACUGAAAGUGGCAUUCUUUGUUGUUGGAACCUGCUCAGUUGUGCAUUGGAGUGGAGUGCAAAAUUAAACAUUAGAGUUAUGGAACCUGAUCCUGAUUCAGAGAAUAUUGCUGCAGUCUCUCAGUCCUCAGAGGGCUCCGACUUAUUUGUUUUUAAACCUAGUGAGCCGAGACCAUUGUAUAUUCAAAAGAAUAUCUCUAGAGAGGAAGUCCAGUGGGGAGUGUUUGUUCCACGAGAUGUCCCUGAAUCAUUCACCUCAGAAGCUUACCAAUGGCUGAACAGAUCCCAGUUUUACUUCCUAACAAAAUCACAGAGUUUAUUAACAUUCAGUACAAAGUCUCCAGAAGAAAAACUCACACCAACAAGCAAACAGCUGCUAGCAGAAGAAAGUCUUCUGACAACCCCAUUUUAUUUCAUAUUGGGAAAGCACAGGCAGCAGCAGGAUGAAAAGUUAAAUGAAACUUUAGACAAUGAACUGGUACAACUACCCUUAACAGAAAACAUUCCCGCAGUUAAUGAGCUUCUUCACACUCCAGCUCACGUACUGCCAUCUGCUUCUUUCCUGUGUACGAUGUUUGUACAUUCAUUACUACUAUCCAAAGAGACCAAGAGUGCUGAAGAAAUGCCUAAUGACAUAGAUAUGAAAGAAGAAAAAGAAAGUGAUGACUCAGAUGAAGAAAAUGAUUUUACUAAAAAGGUUCAGGAUACAAAUGACACAGAUUUGGGAGAAGAUGUUGUACGUCAGUUGUCAAAAGCUGAAGAAAAGGAACUGAGAAAAUUUAGGAAAGUGGACUACAGCUGGAUAGCUGCUCUUUAGGCUUUGUGGAUGGGGGAGGGUUCUUGGACUUUGUGUUUUUUUAUUCUAUGUUGGUAUUCCAAAAACAUCUGUCUUAAUAGUCUGUUCUUAAAAUAAAUAUUAACAGGCUUUACUUUUUUAAAAAA